AUCGCUCGCCCCCUCGCUUUCCCUCUUCUCCUCCCAACCUCGUCACCCCUUAUCGCCUCCCCUCAAGCCCAGAAACCCGAGAGGCACCUUCUUCCCUCCCCAAGUCUUCUGGGGGGCGGGGGUGUGAAAGCUGGUGUGUAAGGGAGUAGCGAGUGUGGUCUGAGAAAGAAGGCGUGGAGAGGAGUGGGAGAGGACAGGGAGGGAGGGGAGCGAGAGCGAGGGAAUAAAUAUAUAAAUAAAUUCGAAAAAGAAAUCCACUCCGCAGCCUCUCGGCUCAGAAACUUUGGCCCGGAGCGCGAGAGCGCAUCGCUCGCCAGUCCGAGCCUGGGGGCCCUGACUCCGGCCGCGUCCCCCCCAGCCCCGCUCCGCGGCGCGGCCUCGUCUCCCGCUCCUGCCCGGCGCAUCCGCCCGCACAACUUCUGGCCCAGCGGAGCGGGCAGAGGAGGCCUUGGGGUUGGUGUGUUUGUUUGUUUGAACUUCGUUGUCGCCACCUUCCCUCCCCCCCACCCCCCCCAACCUCCGCCCCUACCUCACCCCCCUCCCCAGCUUCUGGACGCGAGCGACCGCAGCCGGGGGUGGGGGGAUGGGGGUAGGGAGUGUUUGCGGAGGGGAGGGGGAAGAGGUUUAAAAAAAAAAGAAGGAAAGAAAGAGAUCGCAGCAGGGGUAAAGGGAGCGGACGGGAAGCGAUUUUCGCCGACUCUGGAUUCGUCCCCGGCGUGCGCAAGAAUGGCGGCCCUUCCCGGCACUGUACCGAGGAUGAUGCGGCCGGCUCCCGGGCAGAACUAUCCCCGCACGGGAUUUCCUCUGGAAGUGUCCACCCCACUUGGCCAAGGCCGGGUCAAUCAGCUUGGUGGGGUCUUCAUCAACGGGCGACCCCUUCCUAACCACAUCCGCCACAAGAUAGUAGAGAUGGCCCACCAUGGUAUCCGGCCCUGUGUCAUCUCCCGCCAGCUGCGCGUCUCCCAUGGCUGCGUGUCCAAGAUUCUCUGCCGCUACCAGGAGACCGGGUCCAUCCGGCCUGGCGCCAUUGGCGGCAGCAAACCCAGACAGGUGGCGACUCCGGAUGUGGAGAAAAAGAUAGAGGAGUACAAGAGGGAAAACCCAGGCAUGUUCAGCUGGGAGAUCCGAGACCGGCUGCUGAAGGAUGGGCACUGUGACCGCAGCACCGUGCCCUCAGGUUUAGUGAGUUCAAUUAGCCGCGUGCUCAGAAUCAAGUUCGGGAAGAAGGAGGAGGACGACGAAGCGGACAAGAAGGAGGACGACGGCGAGAAGAAAGCCAAGCACAGCAUCGACGGCAUCUUGGGCGACAAAGGCAACCGUCUGGAUGAGGGCUCGGACGUGGAGUCAGAACCCGACCUCCCUCUGAAACGUAAGCAGCGCCGCAGUCGGACCACGUUCACAGCCGAACAGCUGGAGGAGCUGGAGAAGGCCUUCGAGAGGACUCACUACCCGGACAUCUACACCCGGGAGGAACUGGCGCAGAGGACCAAGCUGACGGAGGCACGAGUGCAGGUCUGGUUCAGUAACCGCCGUGCCCGCUGGCGUAAACAGGCAGGAGCCAACCAGCUGGCAGCAUUCAACCACCUUCUGCCAGGCGGCUUCCCGCCCACCGGCAUGCCCACGCUGCCCCCCUACCAGCUGCCAGACUCCACCUACCCCACCACCACCAUCUCCCAAGAUGGAGGCAGCACCGUGCACCGGCCCCAGCCCCUCCCGCCGUCCACCAUGCACCAGGGGGGCCUGGCUGCGGCCGCUGCAGCUGCAGACACCAGCUCUGCUUACGGAGCUCGCCACAGCUUCUCCAGCUACUCCGAGAGCUUCAUGAACCCGGCAGCGCCCUCCAACCACAUGAACCCUGUCAGCAAUGGCCUGUCUCCUCAGGUGAUGAGCAUUCUGAGCAACCCCAGUGCAGUGCCACCGCAGCCCCAGGCCGACUUCUCCAUCUCUCCGCUGCACGGCGGCCUGGACUCUGCCACCUCCAUCUCGGCCAGCUGCAGCCAGCGGGCCGACUCCAUCAAGCCGGGAGACAGCCUGCCCACCUCCCAGUCCUACUGCCCGCCCACCUACAGCACCACCGGCUACAGCGUGGACCCCGUGGCUGGCUACCAGUACGGCCAGUACGGCCAGACUGCUGUUGAUUACCUGGCCAAAAACGUGAGCCUCUCCACACAGCGUCGCAUGAAGCUCGGGGAACACUCGGCUGUGCUGGGCCUCCUGCCCGUGGAAACUGGCCAGGCCUACUAGGGCCCCUGGGGCGACUCGCCCCAGCCCAAGUCCCAGCCUCACCCUUACUGAUCCCUGAGCCUCCCAGCCGCCGUCCCUUCAUUGCCCUGCGGUCCCAGGAGGCCAGGAAAGGAGCCCAUUCCCUUCUCGUGGCCAGCGCUCUGGAGACGAGCAGCCUGUCCACCAUUUGCCUGUGAUUAGGGACCUGGAGUGACCCCCUUGGAGUCUGCCCCCUCACUGUCCCCCCAGGAGGGUCUCUGGUCAGCCUGCAGUCUUCCCCCAGCCAAAUCCUGUCGUGGCCUCUGUGCCAUUUCAGGCACAGAGAUCAAAGCUCACCCUGAAUAGAGUACCUUGAGCACCCAAAGGAGGAUGGUGUUCGGGAUGACGUCCUGGAGCCCUUUGGACCCAGCUCCAGUUGGUCCCCCGGCCAGAGGAGGAGGUGGAGCUCACAGGGCUGCUCUUGGCUGGGAGUGCUGGGAGCCGGCCCUCCCGGGUGGGUCUCCAGCUCAGGGCCAGAACCACAGCCAUUCUUCCUCUGAACACUGGGACUUCAGCAGAAGGGGGGACCCUAGCCCUGGGGCAUUUCCAGGGAAUCACCCAGGAAUUCUGAGGACUUCAGGACCCUCUCCAUGCACCUCUUCUGGGUUGGGGGGGCAUCUAGCCCAGGCAGGGGGACUGGGACCACCAGGGACAGGCUUAGCCAGGGGGUGGGGCCAUGUGGGUGGGGCUUGUCAGCAGUGGGCCAGCCCAGGGUACCAGGACCCAAGCCAGGCAUCUGGAAGCAGCUUUGGGCUCUUAGACUGAAGCCCCUGUUCCAACUUUGCCCACCCCACUUAGGGCCUGGGGAGCCCACAGAACCUCCAGUUUUCUCAUUCAUUGAAUCGGAUGGCAGGGGGAAGGGAUCAAGUCUUGAGGACGCAUAAGUGAAGAGGCAGGCUCGGAAGGGGUUUCUGUAACUGGGGUCCCUCUGCUUGUGGGCGGCAAACCUUUGUUGCCAAAGGCGUCGGCUCUAUGCCUCCAAGUCCACAGCCCGUGGAGCUUCGAUUUCUCACAGAACCUCCUUCAGAGACCCAGGCCUAUCCCCUGCAUGCCCUACCCUCUAGGAAUGGGGCCUCCAUCUGUCCGGGAGUCCCUUUAAGCUGCUGGGGGUGCAGAGAGCUUCCCUUGGAGCUCUGGAGGAGGGUUCUUGGAUCAUCAGGGACUGCUUGCCCCACAGACAAGACCACAGAUUCUCCUUGGCAUUUGGGGGGGGGCAUGUCCCUGUCCCACCCAGAGGUGCAUCUUUCAGUGUUGACACAUUCUCAGCCAAGAUGCCUCUGUCUUCUGAUCCAGCACAGCUGGGUGCAGAGAUGUGGCCAAACUUUGAACCACCACCCCUGGGCAGAGGGAGACACCAAAGGUUCUGGAGAAAGGGGCAAAGUCACCUUCCUUGGCCACUCCAGUUGCUCUCCCAAGCUCCCCUCUCUUUACAAGUUGAGACCUUUGGGGAAUGGUUCCAGCCCCUGACUGCAGCCUCCCUGGAACUUUUCACCACCUUCACCUGUUGAGCAAAAUUAUAUUCAUCUUCUCCAUCGCCAUCAUUAUAAUCUACACUUAGAUCACCUGUAUCAAGUGUUGCUGGGUCAAAGGCACUUGAGAUGGGAGACACAGCACUGAAUCCACGAAGACCGGACCAAAUUGCUUGGCCCUACCUGGGCACCUGAGGCCACCUCUUUGCUCAACCCAUGCCUCUUGCCCUCAGCUAACAAGACACUCCCAGAGGGAAGGGCUGCUGCUUUGGGAAUCAACCUGAGUUCCUCCCUACUGGGGAGCUGGGUUGGCAAGAUACUAGGACACUUUCCUGCAUGGACAUCACUUCUGUGACAAAUGCUCACCUGCUUCUCAUCUUCAGACUCAGUAAUACCAAGCCCGUCCUGGACCAUGACCAAGGUGGCUUGUAUCUCUGGUUUUGAGGAACCUAUUAUUAAUUGGGGACGAACAGACUCUUUGGUAGCCGCGGACACCCAGACACGUGUGGCCCAUCAAGUUCAGCCAAGGUUUCAGUGGGAGCAUCCACGGCAGGAGACUUUGGGUUCUUCACGCUCUGGACAAAAAGGAAGGGCGUAUUGUGUGUUGGUGACCCGGUCCAUGCUUUUGUAGCUGUCACAGCCAGGAAGCAGUUCUUCCUUAAGAUCAACCACAAUCUUCAUCCACAUUCCUUAAAUGGUCAAUCUUUCCCCCUGGAGGCCUGUCUCAGAAAUCCUUUGAGCCUCCUUAGGUUACCCAGGAGCAGGGAUCUCAGGCAGGUGACAUCAAAACCACCCAGCCCUACCCCCAGGAAGUGACAUUCCAAUGCUAGGACCAACGACAAGUAUCUGCCCCCCAUGGCGAAAUGGGAAUAAACCAAAUGAUUUCUCAUUACGUCCACUGUCUCUGGAGUUCUCCCAAGCCACCAUCUUGGUAGAAAAUGGGUCUUAUUCCCCCAGGGGCUCCACCCUCCUCAGAAAGAGACCCUGACCCUGACAGGUUUUCCUAAAACCCAGUGUAUUAACGUGUCUAGCCAACUCAGUCUAUAAAAUUCAGUCUUGUGUUGGCAGCUUGCAACUUCACCAGAAAGGUGAUAUUGGAUGAGAGUUACAAGGCCUCAAACUCUUGAGGGUUGACCACAGGCUGAGGAAGAAGGCCUGAAUCCCAGUGGGUAGGCCAGCCCGGACACAAUCCCCAUCCAUCCCUGUAAAUAGAUUCCAUAGCAAAAUAAAAGAUGUUUCCCCCAACUUAUCACAAGUAGCUGUUGGUCCUACCUAUGGGGCCCCUCUUCUGAACUCAUUGUACAUUAGUUGGAAAUGUGAUGUGCUAUUUGUUUAUAGGAAGUUGACAUAUA
Balaenoptera acutorostrata (minke whale) is the source of this 5083-nucleotide messenger RNA. RefSeq names its product paired box 7 (gene PAX7). Gene Ontology annotation, biological process: regulation of transcription by RNA polymerase II; anatomical structure development. The transcript has 9 exons. The coding region runs from base 727 to 2244 and encodes 505 amino acids. NCBI's taxonomy places the organism in Eukaryota, Metazoa, Chordata, Mammalia, Artiodactyla, Balaenopteridae. The record is from RefSeq and is a predicted model, not a curated record. Gene Ontology annotation, molecular function: RNA polymerase II cis-regulatory region sequence-specific DNA binding; DNA-binding transcription factor activity, RNA polymerase II-specific.